AUGCUGCCGAAACCGCGCAAGACCAGGACCGCAUCCAGCUCUCCCGCUCAAGUGCGCCGUGUCACCCGCUCACAGACGACGCAGGUCGGUGACAUCGGCAUCAAGACCACUGGAGUCGACACUCACUCCCGCAUGGGCGUCGAAGACCUACGGUAUGACAGCGGCCCCGACGCGGUGACCCAAUCUUCCUCAGGUGAGGAAUUCGUUGAACCCAAGGUCCUGAGCGAGCCUAAGUCCAAGUCGAAGCCCAAGGCCAAGCCCAAGCCGGAGCCCAAGAAGAAGCAGAAGAAGCCCAGGAAGAAGGAGUCACCCACGAGCACUCAAGUGCCAAAAGCCGACACUAAGCGUAGGGGCAAGCGCGGCGCCGCAGCCCCAUCGAGCCCAGCGGUCGCCGAGGCCAGGGACCCCAAGACCUCUCCCCCGUCACCGUCCGGCUCCCCCAUGGCUGGCCACAACCUGCCCAAAGAUACCAAGGGCUACGGCGGGUUCUGGGACGACGAUACGUACUUCAGCGCCCGCACAACAACCUCUGGCAAUGACGUUGAGCCAACCGCCGAAUCGCUGCAGCGCAAGCUUGAUGACAUGGGACUCGAGUGCGUGGCACUUGAGAGUCAAGGGGACACUGCGGCAAGGCUGCGUGAGUUCGAGGCGCUCCAGAACGAGACGGUGCGCACCAAGAUCAACCAGCUUCUUGAGCGCCAUGGCAUCAGGGAGAUGCUCAGAAUCAAGGACUUCCAGUUCGAGAACACCUCGUUGUCCGACCUUCUCGACAUUAUUGGACAGGCGAUGGAGGUCAUGUCCGAAAAGAAGGGUGACAUGGUUCGCGUCAAGGGCGUGGGCAUGGGGCUCAACAGGUCUGAAGGAGAGCUCGUCGAACAAGUUGACCACAUCUCCCCGGCUCAGCCUGGACCGGAUUUCGCGCGCGGCAAGGGCAUAGCCGCUGCAUCAAUGGCCAGCCAGGAGGCCGUCAAGACCAAGAUGACCCAGUUGACUCGCCUAAGAGAGGAUCGAAAUGACACAGAGAAUCGGCGCAAGAAGGUUACCAAAGGCGAGCUCAAGCCCAAGCAGGAGCCUAAGGAGCUCCGAAACGUCGAAGACGACACGGACGGACCGGGAGCGGUCCAGCCCAAGGCGAAGGGGCGCAAAAACGCACCUGAGCGUCCCACGAAGACCUCUCCUCGCCCCCGGCGUGGAGCACUGGGCUUUGGCAUUGUGCGGGACCCCAACAUCAUCGGGGAGAAUGACUGCUCCUCGAGCAGCACCUUCAUCGGGAAGUCUAAGUCCAACACCGCGGUCCCCCAGGUCGACUCCAGUUCCAAGGGGCAGGCUACCGGCGGCAGCGAACAGCGCUGUACUAGGCCCAAACGCUGA
Messenger RNA from Cutaneotrichosporon cavernicola, 1371 nucleotides. RefSeq lists its product as uncharacterized. Lineage: Eukaryota; Fungi; Basidiomycota; Tremellomycetes; Trichosporonales; Trichosporonaceae. The transcript is spliced from 2 exons. The coding region runs from base 1 to 1371 and encodes 456 amino acids. The record is from RefSeq and is a predicted model, not a curated record.